This is a messenger RNA of Cornus florida, 513 nucleotides long. Its product is annotated as E3 ubiquitin-protein ligase RHA2A-like. Lineage: Eukaryota; Viridiplantae; Streptophyta; Magnoliopsida; Cornales; Cornaceae. The transcript has a single exon. The record is from RefSeq and is a predicted model, not a curated record. The coding region runs from base 1 to 513 and encodes 170 amino acids.
AUGUGCGGUGUUUUUGCCGCUGCCACCACUUCACCACCGGGCAUAAUAUCCUCAGCUGACGAGGCCGCCGUCAUAACCAAGCUCGUCACCAGCCUCUCCCCAGCCCCAUCCGACUGGACCGGCGCCGACAAAUUCGCCAGCUCUGUAAGUUAUCUUCGCUCCCUCCUUUUAACUCUCCUUCGACCAAUGGGCCUCUCUCCGAAAUUCGAUUCCGAUGAGGUCGACGAGGGGCUAUUGGGCGCCGUGGGCUCAGGAUUAUCCAGUCUAAUCUUGCUGGCCGAGCAGCUCAAUUUGGACUGGGUUUUCUCCUACCGGUACGGCGAAGAUGGUACGACGGCCGGCUCUGAUUGCGUGGUGUGCUUGUUCGGUUUGAGAGACAGUGACCAGAUGCGCAAGUUAGCGUGCCGCCACAUCUUCCACAAGGAUUGCUUUGAAGGAUGGCUCGAUCACCUCAACUUCAAUUGUCCUCUCUGGUUUCAGAGGAAUGCGUGGCUCUCACCGACCGGCGCAUGA